Molecule: messenger RNA, 6198 nt
Organism: Ornithorhynchus anatinus (platypus)
Lineage: Eukaryota; Metazoa; Chordata; Mammalia; Monotremata; Ornithorhynchidae
Gene: SLC22A23
Product: solute carrier family 22 member 23
Exons: 11
Coding region: 20-2068 (682 amino acids)
Biological process (GO): transmembrane transport
Cellular component (GO): membrane
Molecular function (GO): transmembrane transporter activity
Source: RefSeq, a predicted model, not a curated record
CGGGCGGCGGGGCCCGGGGAUGGCGAUAGACCGGCGGCGCGAGGCGAGGGGCGGCGAGGGCGGCGGGGGCCGGUAUCAGCCCCCUCCGGAGGAGAACGGGGCCCUGCCGGCCGGGGGGGCCGGGGGGGGCGGGGGGUCCCCGGCGGGGGGCGGCGCGGGGCCCAGCGCGCUGCUCGUGGACUACGACGCGUCCGUGCUGCCCCUGCUCGGCGGGCUGGGCGGCGGCUACCAGAAGACGCUCGUGCUGCUCACCUGGAUCCCCGCGCUCUUCAUCGGCUUCAGCCAGUACUCGGACUCCUUCCUGCUGGCCCAGCCGGACUACUGGUGCCGGGGGGCCCGCCGGGGGUCCGCCGCCGCCGCCGCCGCCCCCCUCCCCGCCAACUGGACCGGCCCGCCCCCAACCUGGGGACCCCCGCCGACGGGCCCGGCCCCCGCCCCCGACGGCCGCCCCCGCGCCCGAGACGCCGCGGCCCGCCCCGACGGCCACACGGUGCCCCUGCCGCCGCCCGCCCCGGACCACCACGGGGACGGGGACGGGGACGGGGACGGGGAGGGGGACGAGGACGCCGCCGCCGCCGCCGCCUCCAACUCCACCGACUGCCAGUGCCACCAGUGGCACUACCGCAUCCGAGCCGGCCUCGUCCAAAAUGUGGUCAGCAAGUGGGAUCUUGUAUGUGAUUCAGCCUGGAAGGUUCAUAUCGCUAAAUUCUCCUUGCUGGUUGGACUAAUUUUUGGCUAUCUGGUAACAGGAUGUAUUGCUGACUGGUUUGGUCGGCGUCCUGUGCUGUUGUUUUCCAUCAUAUUCAUUUUGGUCUUUGGUCUGACUGUGGCCCUCUCAGUGAACGUGACAAUGUUCAGCACACUCAGGUUUUUCGAAGGAUUUUGCCUGGCUGGGAUAAUCCUCACCUUGUAUGCUUUGCGAAUCGAACUCUGUCCUCCUGGCCAUCGGUUCAUAGUCGCCAUGGUGGCCAGCUUUGUAGCAAUGGCGGGGCAGUUCCUCAUGCCGGGCCUGGCCGCUCUCUGCAGGGACUGGCAAGUCCUGCAGGCCCUCAUCAUCUGCCCUUUCCUGCUGAUGCUUCUGUACUGGUCUAUUUUCCCAGAAUCCCUCCGGUGGCUGAUGGCCACCCAGCAGUAUGAGCCGGCAAAGAAGCUAAUACUUCACUUCACCCACAAGAACAGGAUGAACACCGAGGGGGAUAUCAAAGGGGUCAUGCCUGAGUUGGAGAAGGAGCUCUCUAGGAGGCCCAAGAAGGUCUGCAUUGUCAAGGUGGUGGGGACCAGGAAUCUGUGGAAGAACAUCGUAGUGCUGUGUGUCAACUCGCUAACUGGGUUUGGGAUACAUCACUGCUUUGCCAGGAGCAUGAUGGGCCACGAGACGAAGGUGAUGAUCCUCAACAACUUCUACGCUGACUACUAUACCAUGGCGGGCAUCACCUUGGCGUCCUGUCUGGCCAUGUGCCCGGUCGUCGGGUUCCUGGGGCGCAGGGGCGGCCUGCUGCUCUUCAUGAUCCUCACGGCCCUGGCCUCGCUCCUGCAGCUUGGCCUCCUCAACCUGAUUGGAAAAUACAGUCAUCAUCUAGACUCAGGGAUGACUGAAAGCGUCAGGGAGAAAUUCUCCACCACUUUUUCCAUUAUCGGUAUGUUUGCCUCCCAUGCGGUGGGAAGCCUCAGUGUUUUCUUCUGCGCAGAGAUCACGCCGACGGUGAUACGGUGCGGAGGUCUGGGCCUGGUGCUGGCCAGCGCCGGGUUCGGCAUGCUGACGGCCCCCAUCAUGGACCUCCACAACCAGAAAGGCUACUUCCUACACCAUGUGAUCUUCGCCUGCUGCACGCUCAUCUGCAUCAUCUGCAUCCUCCUCCUGCCCGAAAGCAAGAACCAAAACCUCCCCGAAAACAUCUUCAACGGCGAACACUACACCAGGCAGCCCCUCCUGCCCCACCGGAGGGGCGAGCAGCCCCUUCUGCCCACCACCUCGGAACUCAAGGAUUACUCGGGCCUCCACGAUGUGGUCGCUGUGGGUGACAGGCUGCCUGAUAACGCCACAGCCAAUGGCGUCAGAUCUAUGUAAACCCUUCCCCACCCCUCACUCCCACCACCGUGGCUUGUCCAGGGCAGAAGGGGGAGCACUUUGGGUUUUGAUGAUGAUGAUUAUUAUUUUUUAAUCCUUUUUGCACAGGUUUACAGACCAAUGAUGGAAAAGAUGGCUGGUGGGAGAGGGGAAAUUCAACCCUGCUGCUAAAGCCACUUAAUGGUAGAUUGACCAGAAGCAUGGAAAAAUUUCAGCUUUUUCUGAAAGCAGACAUAAUGCAAUUGAGAUGAAACUGGCUAGAGAUGACCCAUCAAAGACUUUCUUCUCUGCCAUUAAAUGUUUUUAUUUAUUUUGGUCAUUUUCACGAGAAGCACUUUAUGUCCGUUUCCUCUCAUUGAUCACUAAAACAAAGACACCAUCUCGCGAGGAGAGGCCGGGCCAUUCCAAGGAGGACCCUUUUCUUAAAAAAAAGACGAAACCCAAGAGAGCGCUCUCUGCUGUAAAAGACCACCAGAUAAGUGAGGAGUUACUUGCUCCCCUAUCUUAAAAAAAGCUCAAUUCCCCCAGGUCUCCUGCUGCGUGUGUGUGUAGAAAACACUAUUGUGAAUCAAAAACUGUGAGUGCAUUUUAGACCAGAGUAAAAUUUAAAAUUAAGGUUUCAAUAGUGAGUCCAUGUGAGGUUUUGAAACCAAAAAAAGAUUUUAAAAAAGCCCACCCAAGUUUUGUGUUUUUGUGUGUGUCAGAGCUUCCUAUUUCCUCCACUUGGUAAAGAAGCUCAUGAACCACACUAAGGUAGGCUCAGUCUUUCCUUCAGGAUCAUCUUUUAAUCCUUAAUAUUCAAAGCUCCUUUGGGAAACAUUUAAGCUUCUCAUGAAAUUCAGCAACCCUGAAGGACUAGAGGCAAUGUUACUCUUUUUCUGAAACCAUGUUUGCCUAUCAAAGCAUCAAGGUGGUAGAGGUGAUCUGCCAGUAGGAUUUAACUCAUUCCCGGGGGCAGGCCGGCCCAAAUCCCCACAUUUCCGAGUCAACCAUUCACAAAGCAGCUACUUUGUGAAUAGUAUUUAGGAAAAGAACCGGUACAUGAGCUGGACGUGGGGAGGAAACGGUUAUCCCCAAACACUACUGCUUGACUAUCCCGAUCCCUCACCCUGCAGAAAUGUUACCUCUUAAGAGUGAGUUGGAGAUUGCCUGGCCAGGCUGCUGACUAAGCCAGAGGACAGGAAGAAGUGGUGAAGUUAACAGCCGCCCAUUUUUAGCAUUUGUUGCUCCAGACCAGCAAAAGACGGGGAAGAAGAUGAAAAUCAAUGGUCCAAAUUGAACACUUUGUUUCCUGCGAUUUUCAAGUGCCCAUGCUGCUCCUGCUCCCUCUUGUUUUACGUAAUUAAAGCAUCAACAACCCCUUUUCCGAUUUCUGGAUUUAUCCCAUGCUUCAACAGCUUCUACACCAAGGCUGCCAAGGUCUGAACCAUCCCAUCCAAGCAGAGUUUAAAAUGGAGGUCUGGAAGCAGGAGUGUUUCCUUCCUGACAGUCUACAUUUUGCUUCCUCUUCAAGAAAUAAACUUCAGUUGACCGCUCGAAUUCACCUAUGUGACUUAAGCCAACUACCCCUCCCUUUUUCCUGAGAACUAAACUUCAGUAUCCUUGGUUCUUCCUUCACCAACACACAGAAGGAUCAACCUGGGGCCUGCUCCAGACAAGAAUCUUUCAAGCAGAGAUCAGACCUCUCCUCCCCAUUCCAACCCACCUCACGUACUAACGUUUUUCCAGAGAGCAGACCCAAACCUUUCAAUGAACAGAGUGACAAGGGGGAAUUCACAAGACUGCCCCUUUGCCGUGACUAUUAAAUAUGAAGAACCAGAUUGGACUACCUAAUUUCCAUCUAGGUGGCCUCUGACUGAUUGGUCAAUCACACAGGUAUUUAUUAGGUUAGCAGCAGCAGACUACAGCUGCUCUUCAGGGUCCAGGGAAGGGGAAAAAUUGAAAUGUCAAAAUACCAUGGGAAUGUGACCAGAAUAUCUUCCAUCUGUUGCCAUGGACAACUGAGGGCAACAGCUGCCUCUGGGUUCUUGCAAGUUCUGUAAGAAAUAAACACUGGACCAGUGGGAGAUGUAAGUACUAAGAAAAUCAUCAAAAUGUGAGAUAAUUUGCUACAUUACUGUUUUCCUCUGCUAGACUUCUCAGAGUCUGAUUGUCCUCUAGUGACUUGUACGGCUUAGUUGGGUCUCUUUUUGUUCCGUGUUCUGAUUCUUCCAUCCGCAUUCACCUUAAAAUAGGCCUUUAGACGGGUGCAGUCUUCACGUGCCAAACCUGUGAAAUACCUUUUGCCUUUUAUAAAAUUCAGUACAUGCUACGAGUCACAUAGCAGGGUGGGUGAGCCGCUUACAGAGCCCGAAAGUGAGCUCGAUUCAGAAAAGGCCUUGACCAGAGAGCACCACAAAAGGUAGGAGGGGGAGGGGGUCAGAGAGGGUUCUUAGGACUUGAGAUUGGAUAUACGCUACUCAUGCUCACCUGCAGCAUUGAUUCUACUCGCAGUCCAUUUACUGUGAACUAGGACUGUCGCUUAGCCAGCGUAGUCUGUGAACAUAUCGAGCUAUGGGAAGAUCCUUCUCUAAGUGGUUUGAGGUGGACUGGGUCGCGUUUCAGUACCUGUCAUUGUCAACCCUUUGUGAGCCCCAUGUAGGUCAGGGACUGGGUCCAACCUGUAUCUACCCCAGUGCUUGGCACAUAGUAAGCACUUAACAAGUACCUUUAGGAAAGGUUACAGGCCGCAGGAAUUUCUCUUCCAGAGUGGGCUCCCUAAUUCAAAACUAGCAACAGCAAACCACGAACAGACCCUGUGGUAGAAUGAAUGUUUAAAUCAUACUGACAAAAUGGGAUCGAUUCAGUAGGUGACCUGGGGGCAGGGGGAGGCAGGGAAGGGAUAUUUCUUUCCACUCCGGUCUCACUACUAAUGAACUAGACUUCCUAGGAAGCAGGUAAGUGGUUCUUAACAACAUGGUACCGCAUCCAGUUAGUGCGACCAUUACGGCUCCCUAGGGGUACAGACCACAGCUGAGAACAGAGUCUUAGUUGCCGACAGAAAGCUUUCGUGGAAAGCGGCUGUAGCGGAAAAGUUUUUGUGCGAGAUAUGUGGGUGGUCCAGCCAGCAGCUCAGUCUCCUCACCUGUUCUGCCCAGUUCUUUGUACGGACGGACGUCUGGCAGCUACCUAAUCACUGUCUAUCAAACUUGAAACUCCUCACUCCGUUUCCUUCACGGCUGGCACAGAGGAAACACUUCUCAGGCGCCUCAACCCCAUGUUCCCCAAGCCACCCAUCCCGGCUCCUUUCCCUCCAUGCACCUUUGGGUCUAUCCCAACCCAUCCCCAGGGGCUCAGUCUUACUUUCCUCUUAUGUCCUUAUUUUCUUUUCCGAAUCGUUCAAACAAAAUGUGAAGAGACAUUGGCAGGGUAACGCACGCUUCAUUUUUUUCUCCCCCCAUCGGCUUCCAGUUUCCAAUAGUACUUCUAUUGCCAAACAAACACUGUAAAUAACAAAACGCAAGACAGGGUAAGGAAAACCAGUGAUGAGUAUGCCGCUGUUUCCGAGAAGUCGUUCUGGUUUGACUCAGUAGGGCUGCGGGGGAGAGGGAGAGCCAGGGCCGUGGCGCAUUUUGGUCACUGACAGAAACAAACAAAAGGAAGAAUUUCCCCUCAUCACCACCACUUCCUAAAGCCAAACAAUACAAAGUCACCGAACUGGAAGCAGAAGUGCCAUUAAACGAACUUUGUGAAUGUUACAUCACGUGGCGCCUCUAGAUGGCACACAAGUGCCGGGAGCACUCCCGCACUUCAACUUUUUUAAGAUUAAAAACAACCUCAUUUUAAUGUAUUUGUGUAAAAUGUUUGGGAGAGGAGUACCUAGUGUGUUAUGUCUAGUUAAUGAGAAUCUCUGCCCCCUUCCCUCUCUUCCCCAUUUGUUUUUGAUGAAAUUCUAAUAAAGAAUUGUGUUACUGUUUGUUUUGACCAUGAUUAAUUAGUCUGGUGGUGCUUAACUCAUAGCACAAGCUUAAAUCAAGUACUGAAACUGUCUUACGAGCUAAAUGUCUGCAUGAUGUUACAUCUGUUGUACCUACUGAAACUUUGUAAAUGUACAGAAAUAAAAUCAUGCUGCCCAACUGGCACAAAACGUU